This is a messenger RNA of Pseudoliparis swirei, 2361 nucleotides long. Its product is annotated as ubiquilin-4-like. Gene Ontology annotation, molecular function: polyubiquitin modification-dependent protein binding. Gene Ontology annotation, biological process: ubiquitin-dependent protein catabolic process. Lineage: Eukaryota; Metazoa; Chordata; Actinopteri; Perciformes; Liparidae. The coding region runs from base 209 to 1321 and encodes 370 amino acids. The record is from RefSeq and is a predicted model, not a curated record. The transcript is spliced from 8 exons. Gene Ontology annotation, cellular component: cytosol.
GAUCAAGAGGGAAAUCCGAAAGCUGGAAGUAAAAGAAUUGAGUCGAAACUGGGCUGAUCAAAACAAUUUUGCACACUCCAACGCAGUGGUUGGUGGUAAUUCACCUCAACGCCGGUUGCCACACCCCAUAGAAAAACGAAGAAGAAAACGAAGAAGACCACGACCGGAAGUAGCGCAGAAGAAGAGCGAGAGAGAACCCUUAGUAAAGAUGGCGGAGAAAAGCAGCACGGACCGUACGGAGGAUGACAACAUGGAUAAAAACGUUGCUCCCGGAGCUUCUAUGAUGAUGGUCACCGUUAAAACCCCCAAUGGAAAAGAAGAAAUCUCGAUUUUAGAGGGUUCCUCUGUCUCCCAGUUCAAACAGGAGGUGUCUAAAAAGUUUGAAGCCCAGCAGGACCAGCUGGUGUUGAUAUUCGCCGGAAAGAUUCUGAAGGACGGCGACACGUUAAACCAGCACGGAAUCAAAGACGGCCUGACCGUUCACCUCGUCAUCAAGUCUUCCCCAAAAUCGACAGGUGACUCUACGUCUCAGACCAGCUCCCGCUCUGCAACGCCUCAGACGAACAGCAGCAGCAGCGCAGCAGACGGAGCUGGAGACGCCACGACUCCAACACAACCGGCCAACGCGAUGGGUGGGCUCGGUGACUUGUUCGGUCAGGGCGUGCGGUCCUCCAGCUUCAUGGAGAUGCAGCAGCAGGUGCGCAGUCAGCUGAUGUCCAACACACAGAUGCUGUCGCAGAUCGCCGGCAACCCGAUGGUGCAGAACAUGAUGUCCAACCCGGACCUGAUGAGGCAGAUGCUGGCAGGCAACCCUCAGAUGCAGCAGCUGGUGGAGCAGACCCCGGACCUCUCCAGCAUGUUCAACAACCCCGAGGUCCUGAGGCAGAUGCAGAGUCCAGAAACACUUUCCAUGAUGACCAACCCCCGAGCCAUGCAGGCCCUCAUGCAGAUCCAACAGGGCCUGCAGACCUUGCAGACCGAGGCCCCUGGGUUCAUGUCCAGAAUUUCUCCCGGAGGUCUUGCCGUUCCUCCGGCCACAGGGGGCAGCAUCCCCCCAGAGAUCCCUCCGCCUCCUGCCAUGGCAACCGGAUCCAGCCCCUCCUCAGCCGCCAGUCCCCCCGACCAGCAGCUCCUCCAGCAGAUGCUACAGAUGUUCGCAGGCGGAAGGCCACAAUCGCAGUCCGGGACCCCCGAGGUUCGUUUCCAGCAGCAGCUGGACCAGCUCAACACCAUGGGCUUCAUCGACCACCAAGCCAACCUGCAGGCGCUCAUCGCCACGGGGGGGGACGUCAACGCCGCCAUCGAGAGGCUCCUGGCCUGACUCCCUCGGGGCGGGCGGCGGACUGGUAAACGGGAGAUUUUUAGUUACCGCGUGAACGCAAGUCAGACCCGACACGCAGAUAUCACUCAGCACCGAGCUGACCUGUGAACCAGAGGAAGUGUAGACGCGGAGGCUGCCGCCGGGCGUCGAAGGUUUCUAACUCGCGCCACGACGAAGCUCCUCCCGCCGGUGCAGCCGGAGGCGGCUUCUGACGAGUGCUCGUUCACUGGAGGUUAGCGAGGAAUUAACUUUUAAUUGUUACUUAGUCACAUUAUUUAAUUUUAACAGAUUGUAUUCAGGUCCUUGCGGUUUGGUUGUGGUGGCGGCGGGUCGGACGACGGUCUUCUGUGCCUGGUUUGUUUCUGUCCCUGGUAUUUAUCUAAGUUAUCUAGUCCACGUUUUUGUUUUGUUUUCGUUUCCCUGACAGGUGCUUGGCAUUGAUGCCUAAAUGUGUUAGGAUUGGAUUUGGUUUCCAGGACCAAGUGUGUGUAAUGUGUGUGUGGGGGGGGGGGGGGGGGGGGGAGUGGCCAAUGGAAAAACUGUCAGAUUUUCCUCGGGUACAUUUGUCAGGUUUUUUUCAUUUGCAGAAUUUGCCCAAAUGGUAAUUUCCAUCUUUUUAAUGUAUAAACUGUUCUACAAGCCCCAGAACCACAGUAUCGCCUUAAAAUAACAUAAACCGCACAUCGUCCAUCUUUCAGUAAAGACCACGGCAUUUACUUUCCACGCCGACGGGUUGGGCUCCGGAGGAGUUCCUGUCUACUAAAUGCAUUUCCACUUCCAAACAUCCAUUUAGAUAUUAUUAUUUGUUGGUAAAUUAUUAAAACGUUGUCUCUAAGAAGUAUCAAUGCCCUCACGAUGCUGUGAUUUUAAAUUGUGAUUAUCGGUUGCUCCAAUAUAAAUUGUUCUACGCCAUUGUUGCCGUGAUGAGUUCUGCAAUAUAUUGCAAAAAUACUCUGAUCUCUAUUGUUGCAUGUCUCCUAUAUGGAUAAAGUAGCCAACGUUUUAUUUUUGUUUCAAUCCAAUAAAUGACAUUCAAUUUG